CUUGAAUGUAGCAUAGUAGCUGAACGGCAGCAGGAUCGGAGUCCAGCAGCGUGGAGAUGUCGGACCCGGCGGCGCAGGCCUUGCAACCCCGGCUUCUCCAAGCCCAGUCUGCUGGGUCGGCUGGGUCCAGUGCUGCCGCAACAGGCUCCGGGUCAGGAAACAGCGACCCGGCGAGACCGGGACUAAGCCAGCAACAGCGUGCAAGCCAGAAGAAAGCCCAAGUGCGAGCUUUCCCACGGGCGAAAAAGCUUGAGAAACUUGGCGUAUUCUCCGCAUGCAAGGCAAGUGACACUUGCAAGUGCAAUGGAUGGAAAAACCCCAAUCCUCCAUCAGCCACACGUAUGGACCUGCAACAGCAAGCAGCCAGCCUGAGCGAGCCCUGCCGCAGCUGUGGACAUGCUCUGGCUGAUCAUGUGUCCCACCUGGAGAAUGUGUCUGAGGAUGAGAUUAACAGGCUGCUUGGGAUGGUGGUGGAUGUGGAGAACUUGUUUAUGUCAGUACAUAAAGAGGAGGACACUGACACCAAACAGGUGUACUUCUACCUUUUCAAGCUACUGAGGAAAUGCAUCCUGCAGAUGAGCCAGCCGGUUGUGGAGGGAUCCCUCGGUAGUCCACCAUUUGAAAAGCCCAACAUCGAGCAGGGGGUUUUGAACUUUGUUCAGUAUAAAUUCAGCCACCUGGCACCAAAGGAAAGACAGACUAUGUUUGAGCUGUCAAAGAUGUUCCUCUUGUGCCUAAACUACUGGAAGCUGGAGACACCAACACAGUUUCGCCAGCGCACCCAGAAAGACGACGGGACAGCUUACAAAGUUGACUACACCAGGUGGCUGUGCUACUGCCACGUCCCUCAGAGUAACGACAGCCUCCCGCGCUAUGAGACCACUCAGGUGUUCGGCCGCAGUUUGCUCAAGUCCAUCUUCACUGUGACCCGGCGGCAGCUGCUGGAGAAGUUCAGGGUGGAGAAGGACAAACUGCUCCCAGAGAAACGCACACUUAUCCUCACACACUUCCCCAAGUUUUUGUCCAUGCUGGAAGAGGAAAUCUACGGUGAAAAUUCCCCCAUCUGGGAGGCUGACUUCACAAUGCCAGCCUCUGAUGGCACACAGCUCGGGCAUCAGACAGUGAUCAGUCCGGCUGCAGUGUCUGGCUCCCCUGCGCUGCCAAAAGGCCUGAGCAGCAUCUCAUCUUUGGGCAGUAUAGACACAGCAGGAGCUGAGCCAAUCACAGGAGAGAAACGUAAACUUCCUGAUGCACUAACUCUGGAGGACGCCAAGCGGAUCCGUGUGAUGGGAGACAUACCCAUGGAGCUGGUCAAUGAAGUCAUGAUGACUAUUACUGACCCUGCUGCCAUGCUGGGACCAGAGACUAAUCUGCUGACGCCCAACGCUGCCCGCGAUGAGACUGCCAGACUGGAGGAGAGGCGGGGCAUCAUAGAGUUUCAUGUGAUUGGGAACUCGCUCUCCCAGAAGUCCAACAAGAAGAUCCUGAUGUGGCUUGUGGGCCUGCAGAAUGUUUUUUCUCAUCAGUUACCUCGCAUGCCUAAAGAGUACAUCACCAGGCUGGUGUUUGACCCAAAGCACAAGACCCUCGCCCUCAUCAAAGACGGGCGCGUCAUUGGUGGUAUUUGUUUUAGGAUGUUUCCCACUCAGGGCUUCACGGAGAUCGUCUUCUGUGCUGUCACAUCCAAUGAGCAAGUUAAGGGCUACGGUACCCACCUGAUGAACCACCUGAAGGAGUAUCACAUCAAACACAACAUCCUCUAUUUCCUCACAUACGCUGACGAGUACGCCAUUGGCUACUUUAAGAAGCAGGGCUUUUCCAAAGACAUCAAAGUGCCGAAGAGUCGAUACCUGGGAUACAUCAAAGACUAUGAGGGAGCGACUCUCAUGGAGUGUGAGCUGAAUCCCAGAAUCCCUUACACCGAGCUCUCUCAUAUCAUUAAGAGACAGAAGGAGAUUAUUAAGAAGCUGAUUGAGAGGAAACAAAGCCAGAUCAGGAAGGUUUACCCAGGUCUCACCUGCUUCAAAGAGGGCGUCCGGCAGAUCCCUGUGGAGAGCAUUCCAGGCAUAAGAGAGACGGGCUGGAAACCCAGUAACAAGGACAAAGGGAAAGAGGUGAAAGAUCCUGACGUGUUAUACAACAUGCUGAAGAACCUCCUGGCCCAGAUAAAGACUCACCCUGAUGCCUGGCCCUUCAUGGAACCAGUGAAAAAAUCAGAGGCUCCAGAUUACUACGAGAUCAUCCGCUUUCCCAUUGACCUAAAGACCAUGACAGAGAGACUGAAGAACAGAUACUAUGUGACCAAGAAGCUUUUCAUUGCCGACCUGCAGCGGAUCAUCAGCAACUGUCGCGAGUACAACCCUCCGGACAGCGAGUACUGCAAGUGUGCCAACACUCUGGAGAAGUUCUUCUACUUCAAAUUAAAAGACGGAGGCUUGAUUGAGAAAUGAACUCCACAGAGUUAUUUGAACGAUGAAGGGUGUCUUUGACAGCCGCCUCGCACAGAGAUGGAACAGUUUGAGGAGGACAUCGCUAGCUAUUGUCAUAUCUGAGUUAAUAAAAGGGUAUGUACUGACAUAUUUACAGGGGAGCUGUUGGACUUGAACAAACAUAACUGAAGGGGCUGGUUUGAAAUAUCAAAGCCAGUUAAGUUACAAAGUGUCAAAACAGCAUUACCUUUACUCUUAAAGAAGUUAUAUUGAGUCAUUUCCCACUUCUCACAGUGAGCUAAUAAUCUGCAUAUCCAUGUUUCAUUAAGUGUACCAAAGUUAUAGGUCCAAGUCAUACAAUGCCACUCUUUCUAUCGUUAUUUAAAGCACGAUCGACCUGAUUUUGUCACAUUAAAUAACAGUUCAUUCCACAUCCUUAAGACUUGUCACUCGAGCAGAUGUUUCUGUAGAGAUGUUUUCAUAGAAACCUGGACCUCGGGACCUAAAGCCACGUUGCCUUCUGUUACUGACAGACACUUGAACAUCCCAGCCACCCUCAUACGUUUUUAAAACAAUGCUCUGCAACCGUUCAAGUUCUCAAAAGCACCCAUUACAACAAUACCAGUAGUUUUGAAAUGUUUAAAUCAUUGUUUUGGCUAAAAAAAAAAAUCUAAAUGAUUCUAAAAGCUGUGUAUGAGGUUAAAAUUGUGAUUAUUUUGCUGUUUAUAGCACCUCUUGCUUUUUUGUUUUCAUUCCAGUGUACAUUCGUUUUCUCUGAUUUUUUUUACCUUUGGUGUGUGAAGUAAUUUAUUAUUUGGGCUUAUGGAGCAUUACAUGAGUUUUUUUCUUUACUUUGCAAUAAAUUCUCUAACGUAAAAAAAUUGAUUACAGAACUCCUUCACUGCAGCCCUGCUCUGGACUAGUUUAAGACGGUGCUUGUGAUAGACCGGGCAUUUAAUUGUCCAUCACUCCUGUGCUAAACAAAACAAUUUCUCCUAAUUGUUGCCUUCAAAAAUAUUGUUGCUCUCAACCUAAAAUCUCCUUUAUUCACACAGUGAAUAUAAUGCAUACUGUUGAUUCACCAUCUUCCCUAAGUUUGGGGUUUUAUUCCAAACCAUUGAACAAUAACCAUGCCACAGGUGAUUGCGUAUUUGUUGGCUUUUUUUCUGUUUUGUACUACAGCCACUUCCACAGCUGCAGCUUUGUCACAGGUUUGCUCGAUAGUUUGUGAUGAUGAGACACAGAAAGAGAGGCUGAUCUGCAUUCCUUAUAGUGACUGAUCAUUCUGGUUUAUCUUAAACACCCCACGCAAGCUGGAGUGGAUGUUAAUGCAUGACAAGCAGUUUACAAAUUGAAUUAAUGGCAAAUGUUCAACGUUUCCACCAUUUUUACAGUGUUAACAUUGUAAUGAAAACAUCUUUGUGCAGCGGUCAGUGACAGAUGCCAGUCAAGCCUGCUUGUUGAAUAUCUCAUCGACUUUUGUACGUGUGUUUGUGCGUGAGUGUGUGUGGGUUUUUGUACUUGAAUCAUGACUUGCUUUGAGUUGAUUAAGUGAUGUCAGUGUUGCGUUAUUCAGGGUUGUCAAUAGCAUACUUGUUCCUCAAUCUACCUAUGCUGCAUUUCAGAUUUUCUAAAAGACAAAAGGUCAGUCUGAGGGAACUUUACACCUGUUGGAGGAUGGCUACUGUCGUGAGUUAUAAAUGCCAUUUACUGUAACUGUAAUACUAUUCAUGACAAUAAAGUUUUUUGUAAUUAAAAAGUA
Messenger RNA from Cheilinus undulatus (humphead wrasse), 4191 nucleotides. It is a transcript of the gene kat2a, whose product is annotated as K(lysine) acetyltransferase 2A. Gene Ontology annotation, cellular component: nucleus; histone acetyltransferase complex. Gene Ontology annotation, biological process: positive regulation of transcription by RNA polymerase II; chromatin remodeling. Gene Ontology annotation, molecular function: protein binding; histone H3 acetyltransferase activity. The record is from RefSeq and is a predicted model, not a curated record. NCBI's taxonomy places the organism in Eukaryota, Metazoa, Chordata, Actinopteri, Labriformes, Labridae. Bases 57 to 2450 code for a protein of 797 amino acids. The transcript is spliced from 18 exons.